AACGCCCGAAAGGCCAGAAUUCGCAAAGGGGUGGCGUCAGACAUAAUUGGCAAUGAAGGUAGCGGCAAUGUAUUUCUCUCCCAAGAUUCCUCCGGCGCAGACUCCGACGCAACUGCAGAUGCCGAAGUCUCUAUCGUCUCUUCUACUGGUCAUCGGCCAAUCCUGCGUCCUGUUUUCAGCUCGGCAGUCCGUCACCAUUCCAUAACACCUCAUAACAACCUCCUGCCGCCCCAGCCGUCACCUAUUUCUUACUCACAAUUAAAAGUGGAAAGUGGUGUUGGUAUCGGUGUCGCUGAUGAACGUGAAGGUCCACGGAAACGAAACCAGUCCUUUGGAAGCGUUCGAUUCUUACCACAAGCCGAGUCAACAUGGCCACCACCUCAUUCCUGUCAACUGACGAAACGCCAAUCCCUAUUGUCGCUGGAAGAACAGCCUGUCAGCGGUGAUAAGAACGAAGAUGAUGUUAUGGCUCCCGUGGCUAUUGCUGAGGAUGGGAAUGUCAAUGAGGAAUCUGAGACGGAAGACAAGGGUAACUGUGAAAUUCAGAUUCGCGUAGAUAAGGAGAAUAGUCAGUACGACUCCGUGGAUCUGACCACGUCACACCUAAAGGAGUCUGAGGUGAAUUUCAAAGCCAUAUCUGCGUUUGCUUAUUUCGAUCCAAAUAACCUAUUUCUUACCACACAGGGGAAUCAGAAAGGCUCUAAAAAUCUAAAUUAA
This is a messenger RNA of Hydatigera taeniaeformis, 717 nucleotides long. NCBI's taxonomy places the organism in Eukaryota, Metazoa, Platyhelminthes, Cestoda, Cyclophyllidea, Taeniidae. The record is from the annotation of a GenBank genome assembly.